GCCUUCUAUCCGUCAUCACAAUGGGUUGAGGUACUUCCGGCGCCUCUUUCAACCGAGUCCAAUCUCCUUCCGUCUGCUCCUGUGAUCGCUUCUACCGCAGGCGACACUUUCUCAGUCCCGGGAGCCUCUUGCUCCUCUUUGGCAGUGCUCUGCUGUGAUCCUAGUUCGGCUGACGCCACUGCUUCUAACCAACUUGUUGUCUCACUUUCCAAUUCGGCACAUCUGCUGGCUGAGGACGACCAGGCGACUGGCAUGACAAGUUUCUUAACUACACUUGCUAGCCCCAAUAAUCUUGACAAAGUGGAGCCCACUGAAGAAGGCAAACAUGAAAACGAGGAUGAUUGCGCUAUUAGUGCAGACAUCGUCACUGUAACCAAAGACCCUAUGAUUAAUGAUAGUUCAGCCUCGGAUUCCUGCAUUAUGCAAACUGGUGAUUGUUCCGCUACCUCUUUCGACAGUCAAGCAGUCACUUCUCAAGACCAUUCUUUCUUUAACUCUGCU
Messenger RNA from Protopolystoma xenopodis, 501 nucleotides. Lineage: Eukaryota; Metazoa; Platyhelminthes; Monogenea; Polystomatidea; Polystomatidae. The record is from the annotation of a GenBank genome assembly.